AUGGCGGCCCGCUGGGCGGGCGGGCACUCCGGCGCCGUGCUGUGCCUCGGGGCGAGCCGCGAAGGGCUGGUGGCCUCGGGAGCCGAGCGGGGCGAGCUGGCGCUGUGGGGCGGCGAGGGAGUCCCGGCGGGGCGGCUUCGGCUGCCCCCGGCCGACGACGUGACCUCGGUGGCCUUCUCCCCGCGCUGCCCCAGCCGCCUGUACGCUUCCCACGGGGCCGCCGUGGUCGUGCUGGACGCGCGGGCCCUCGCCGAGCCCGUGGAGCGCCUGCAAGUCAACGAGGAGGAGAUCAACUGCCUGGCGGUGAACGAGGCCGACGGCUUCUUGGCCGCGGCGGACGAUUCCGGGGCAAUAAAGGUGGUGGAUCUGGAGAGCAAGAAAGUCUGCCGGUCCUUGAGGCACUCAAACAUCUGCUCCUCCGUUGCCUUUCGCCCUCAGAGGCCUCAGAGCCUCGUCUCGUGCGGACUGGACAUGCAGGUUAUGCUGUGGAACCUGCAGAAAGCUCGCCCCCUGUGGACCACAAACUUGCAGGAGUGUGAAACAGAAGACAAUCCACAGUCAGCUGGCCAGCUCUUUAACCCUCCACUUGCACAUUCCCUGUCCGUAGCAUCAUGCGGCAACAUCUUUGGCUGCGGAGCCCAAGAUGGUAAAGUUAGAAUAUUCAGAGUCACUGGCGUCAAGUUCGAACAUGAGCUGGAGUUUAAAGGGCACAGCUUAGGAGUAUCACAGGUCCUCUUUAUGCCAGAAACGUACUGGUUGUUGACUGGAGGAAACGAUGGGAAAGUCUUGCUGUGGGAUGUCAGCGGUGAUGUGGGAAAGCAGCAGAAAAGCCCAGCCAAGUCCCUCCAGAGAAGGAAGGCCCAAGCAUCUGCUUCCACCAGAAAAGAUGGAAAGCUCAACAAAGCAGCUUCAAAUGACCAUGCUAGAAUUUUACCAAAGCUAACCAUUGAGCAUGGAGAGAAAGUGAACUGGCUCACGUGCACAGAGAUCAAAGGCUCCAGGAGAGUAUUAGUUGCUGAUCAGAGUAGUUCUAUAUCUGUUUAUCCGUUGCCAGAAUCGUAGCCACCGAAACGUCGACAAACUUGCAGUGAAGAAUCAUUCCUCGGCAUUUGAAAUAUGAGAGCAGUUAAGUCCAUCGACGGUGGAUUGAACAAUGAACCCUGCUGCACCCUCAGCAACAGCAGGGGGUCAGCUGUGUUCUCACACAAGCACUCGUGAUGUAAUUGGCCUGGUGCUCUAUUUUCAGCAGCUCGCAGUGUUUGCUGCAGCUGCUAUUUAAAGGUUGACAAUUUGUGUCCUGAACUUAAGUGAAAGUGAUUUCAAUAGAUUUAAGGAUAAUAUUAGUGCACGACUGACCUGAUAUAAUUAAGGUUGGAGGAAUAAAUUCACGCUAGCAGGGAAAUCCACAAUGCUAAGUGAGGAUGCUGAGCAGUAACAGAGAUGCAACUGGCUGAGCUCCUUGCAUUUGCAGCUAUUUUGGUGCUUUACUUUAAUUUCCUUGUUAAACUGUGUCACAAUUAGCUUGAAUUGGAUCUAGUAGAAAUAUGUUUUUCGUUAUUUUGCAUAUAAGACUAGAGAAGCAUCAACUAACGAGUAAUCAAAGUACUUAGACAGUCAUUGUCAAUGGGAUUUUUUCCACACUGCAGUAAACAAAGGAGCAGGAGAAAAUGGGAACAUCUGUUUAAUGGGUCAGCUGUCAUAGGCAGUUAGCUGUGUGUAUCCCAAAGAGAAAAAUAACUGUUACCUUUGUCUUAAUAAAUGCUUCCUCUCACUGCU
This is a messenger RNA of Oxyura jamaicensis (ruddy duck), 1776 nucleotides long. RefSeq names its product WD repeat domain 53 (gene WDR53). Gene Ontology annotation, molecular function: protein binding. The transcript is spliced from 2 exons. Bases 1 to 1062 code for a protein of 353 amino acids. NCBI's taxonomy places the organism in Eukaryota, Metazoa, Chordata, Aves, Anseriformes, Anatidae. The record is from RefSeq and is a predicted model, not a curated record.